UGGCUGCGCCCAUGUAAUUACCCGGGACGGCUGGUGACCUUUUUUCCGCUUGUCUCCUCGCCCCUGUGGUAACAAGCUGAACCUCAGGAUUAUGCUCUGCCGGACCCUCCGAGAAGUUUCUGCAGCACUCAAGCAAGGCCAAAUUACACCAACAGAGCUGUGUCGGAAAUGUCUCUCUCUCAUCAAGAAAACCAAGUUUCUAAAUGCUUACAUUACCGUAUCAGAAGAGGUAGCCUUAAAGCAAGCUGAAGAAUCAGAGGAAAGAUAUAAGAAAGGUCAGCCACUUGGGGAUUUAGAUGGAAUUCCUAUUGCAGUAAAAGACAACUUCAGUACAACUGGCAUCGAGACAACAUGUGCAUCAAAUAUGCUGAAAGGUUAUGUGCCACCUUACAAUGCCACAGUGGUUCAGAAAUUGUUGGAUCAAGGUGUUUUACUAAUGGGAAAAACAAAUUUAGAUGAGUUUGCUAUGGGAUCUGGAAGCACAGAUGGAGUGUUUGGACCAGUUAAAAACCCCUGGAGUUUUUCAAGACAGUAUAGAGAAAGGAGGAAGCAGAAGUCCCGUGGUGAGGAUGAGGAUUCAGAUUGGCUAAUAACUGGAGGAAGCUCUGGCGGGAGUGCGGCUGCUGUGGCAGCAUUCACAUGCUUUGCGGCUCUAGGAUCAGAUACUGGAGGAUCAACCAGAAAUCCUGCUGCCCACUGUGGGCUUCUUGGUUUCAAACCGAGCUAUGGCUUAGUUUCUCGUCAUGGUCUUAUUCCCCUGGUGAAUUCCAUGGAUGUGCCAGGAAUCUUAACCAGAUGUGUGGAUGAUACAGCAAUUGUGUUGGGUAUACUGGCUGGACAUGACCCCAAAGAUUCUACCACAGUACAAAAUCCUGUAAAACUGUUCAUGCUUCCCAGUUUGACAGAUGUGAGCAAACUAUGUAUAGGAAUUCCAAAGGAAUACCUUGUGCCAGAAUUAUCAAGUGAAGUACAAUCUCUCUGGUCCAAAGCUGCUGACCUCUUUGAGUCUGAGGGAGCCAAAGUGAUUGAAGUAUCCCUGCCCCACACCUGUUAUUCAAUUGUCUGCUACCAUGUACUGUGCACAUCAGAAGUGGCAUCAAAUAUGGCAAGAUUUGAUGGGCUAGAAUAUGGUCACAGAUGUAACAUUGAUGUGUCUACUGAAGCAAUGUAUGCUGCAACCAGAAGAGAGGGGUUCAAUGAUGUGGUUAGAGGAAGAAUUCUCUCAGGAAACUUUUUCCUAUUGAAAGAGAACUAUGAGAAUUAUUUUAUCAGAGCACAGAAGGUGAGGCGCCUCAUUGCAAAUGAUUUUGCAAAUGUUUUUAACUCUGGAGUGGAUGUCUUGCUCACCCCCACUACCUUGAGUGAUGCCGUGCCAUACUUAGAGUUCGUCAAAGAAGACAACAGAACACGAAGUGCCCAGGGUGAUAUUUUUACACAGGCCGUAAACAUGGCAGGAUUGCCCGCAGUAAGUGUCCCUGUGGCCCUCUCAAGCCAAGGGCUGCCAAUAGGACUACAGUUUAUUGGCCGUGCAUUUUGUGACCAGCAGCUUCUCACAAUUGCCAAAUGGUUUGAAAAACAAGUACAGUUUCCAGUUAUUCAACUUCAAGAACUCAUGAAUGAUUGUUCCUCAGUCCUCAAAAAUGAAACGUUACCUUCUGUUUCUCUAAAACAGUAGUGAUAAAUAUAUCAUGCAAAU
This is a messenger RNA of Castor canadensis (American beaver), 1696 nucleotides long. It is a transcript of the gene Qrsl1, whose product is annotated as glutaminyl-tRNA amidotransferase subunit QRSL1. The record is from RefSeq and is a predicted model, not a curated record. Gene Ontology annotation, molecular function: glutaminyl-tRNA synthase (glutamine-hydrolyzing) activity. Gene Ontology annotation, cellular component: mitochondrion; glutamyl-tRNA(Gln) amidotransferase complex. Gene Ontology annotation, biological process: mitochondrial translation; glutaminyl-tRNAGln biosynthesis via transamidation. NCBI's taxonomy places the organism in Eukaryota, Metazoa, Chordata, Mammalia, Rodentia, Castoridae.